AUGUCUUCAUACAGAAUAGGCGUCGAUGUGGGCGGCACAAACACCGAUUGUGCUAUAAUCGAUGUGACAGCUACCGACGACACAUCACGAGGAGUCUGCGCAUCUUGCAAAACACCAACCACACCAGAUGUGACCUCCGGAAUUUAUACAGCCAUUAUCAAUGUAUUGGCCAAGUCACAGGUCAAUCGAAAUGAUGUUCAAAGUGUCGCUAUUGGCACAACGCACUUUGUCAAUGCUGUUGUAGAGGCUGAUCCUCGGCGACUCAGCAAAGUCGCCGUGGUCAGACUGUGUGGCCCAUUCACGAGAGCCAUUCCUCCUUUCAGCGACUUUCCUCCACAACUACGAGAGAUCAUGGAGGGACCGAUAUUCUAUCUUGAUGGCGGUCUUGAAAUAGAUGGACGGGAGAUCUCCACCAUCUCUCCCAAGCAGAUCCAAGACGCUGUUGCCGAAAUCAAAAAGGCCGGCAUUUCCACUGUAGCCCUCGUCGGCGUGUUUUCUCCCCUAGACCACCAAGGAAUCCAGGAGGAAGCUUGCAAGAAGAUGAUGCUUGAACUAGAUCCGUCUUUGUCGGUCGUGUGCUCAUCUAAGAUUGGAAAUGUUGGACUCCUAGAGCGCGAGAACGCGACGAUCCUGAAUGCAUCCAUUCUGAAUCUUGCCCGGAAGACUGUCCGUGCCUUCUGUAAAGCCAUAAGUGAUCUUCAACUGCAUUGCCCCUUGUUCUUAACACAAAACGAUGGCACUCUCACAGACGCAGCUACCGCAGCCGACCUGCCGAUCAAAACAUUUGCCAGUGGACCGACAAACAGCUUGACGGGAGCUGCAUACCUUGCAAAUCUGAAUCGAGGGGCGAACAGUGAUAUUGCUGCAGAUACUCAGAUUCUGGUCAUGGAUAUUGGUGGAACUACAACUGACGUUUGCGCUCUACUGCCGUCAGGAUUCCCACGAAAAGCGCCAAAUUUUGUUGAGGUCGGUGGCGUCAGGACGGCGUUCUCUAUCCCCGAGGUCCUCUCCGUAGGUUUAGGCGGGGGCAGUCUCGUCCGAGUAGAUGAAACCCUGGAUACUGUUGCUGUUGGACCUGACUCCGUUGGUCACUGUCUUGGAAGCGACGCUUUGGUAUUCGGAGGUGUUCAAAUGACAUCCACGGAUAUUGUAGUCGCUAGUGGCAAAGCAGACAUUGGUGAUGUGUCCAAGGUGAAGCAUAUUCCUGAUUCGGUGCUUGCAAAAGCACAGGCGAAGAUUAAGAGAAUAUUGGAACGCACCAUUGACGAUAUGAAAAUUUCCGAUCUGCCUGUGACUCUUCUCCUGGUGGGUGGUGGCUCCAUCGUUUGCACGGAAUCUCUGAACGGUGUAGCCAAGUGUAUUAUCCCGCCUCACCAUGAUUCUGCUAAUGCGGUUGGAGCGGCAAUCGCAAAGGUUUCUGGGGAGGUAGAUGUCAUUGAGAUAUUGGAGAAUCGAGACGAAAGAGCCGUGGUGGAAGCGGCCAAGCAGCAAGCUAUCCAGGCCGCUAUUGCGCGCGGAGCUGACAAGGGUGAUACCAAAGUCGUCGAGGUGGAGAAGAUUCCGCUACAAUAUGUAACAAACAAGGCGAUAAGGUUAGUUGUCAAGGCUGUGGGGAAACUCAGCACGUCGAAAUUUGAGGGGAACUUAGCAUCAGACCAACCGGCCGAGAUAGACUGGAUGUCGAAGGAUGAUGAGCAAGUAUCCGAGCAGGAAACGAGUGGUGAUUCAGCAUCAGCAACACCGAAAGAUGCGACUUUGCCGUCUUCCACGAAACAUAUUACCUCUGUCCACUUUGACUCUUACGCACCGGAAGUGGUGAACAAUGUAUGGUAUCUAUCUACCACUGAUCUGGAAUUUAUCGCUACUGGAACUGGAGUCUUGGGGACAGGCGGAGGGGGACCGUCGUAUUUGCAAUAUCUUCAGUGCCUCCAUUGGCUGCAAUCUCCCGAAUCUAAAGGACGUAUGAGAGUCGUGGCUCCCGAAUAUAUGAAAGACAGCGAUGUGUGCGUGUUCGGAUCCUGGUAUGGUGCACCGAGCGUCUCAAGUGAAAGACUCCCAGCCGGAACAGAGAUCAUGACAGCCAUUGAUUACUCAGUUCAAUUAUCGAAGCACUCGCAUUUUGAAGCAGUGAUUGCAGAUGAGAUUGGUGGUGGAAAUGGCAUGUCGACAUUUCCAACUUCCAGCUUCUACGACAUCCCAGUUAUUGAUGGCGAUUUGAUGGGGCGUGCGUAUCCCACAAUGGAGCAUGGGACGCCAUACGUCUAUGGGCAUCCCAUAACUCCUUGCGUUUUAGCAGAUGCUAAGCAGAAUGUCGGUGUUGUGAUGAAUGCUGAAUCUAACACGAGGGUGGAAGGAAUGUUAAGAUCUCAAUGUGUGAAUCUCGGUCUCAAAGCUGCCGUCGCCGCUGUUCCUUUAAGCUGCGAUAUCAUCAAGCAAUAUUGCAUUCCAAACACUGUGUCCCAAGCAUGGUAUAUCGGACGAGCUGUUCAUCAAGCACGAAGGAACAAGACUAAUAUCGUAAAGUCGAUAUUUGAUACCUCACCUGGAAACCUAUUAUACAGCGGCAAAAUCACUGAUGUUAAAAGAGAUGUCAGUCGCGGAUACACCAUGGGUCAAUGUACCAUUGAGCCCUUGACCGACGACGAAAUGGAAGAUCCCAACAAUACCCGCUCAGCGAACAAAGAAAAAGAGAAGCGCUGCAUAGUACUUCCGUUUCAGAACGAGUUUCUAUAUGCAGCAUACGUCGACGACGUAGUAAGUGCAGACGACCCAUCAAAGCACGACGUAAUCUGUACGGUGCCAGAUCUCAUUUCCGUAUUAGGAGCGGAUGGAGAAGCCAUUGGAUCUCAGGAAUUGCGGUAUGGUCUCAAAGUGGAUGUGAUUGCUAUGGCAGCGCAUCCACUAUGGACGGGGGAUGAGAGAGGUUUGAGAAUUGGAGGGCCUGAGGGUUUUGGGCUGGAUAUGGAGUUUAAAGGUCUCGGCCCUUAUCAGAAACCGAGGAGUGUGAUUGAAGAGUUCAAUAAGAGUGAAUAGGUAUAGGCUUCACCUAUCGAUAUAGAUUGAGUAGAAUCAGAAAUUUUAUCUAUCCUAUACA
This is a messenger RNA of Talaromyces stipitatus ATCC 10500, 3094 nucleotides long. RefSeq lists its product as uncharacterized. The record is from RefSeq and is a predicted model, not a curated record. The coding region runs from base 1 to 3033 and encodes 1010 amino acids. The transcript is spliced from 6 exons. Lineage: Eukaryota; Fungi; Ascomycota; Eurotiomycetes; Eurotiales; Trichocomaceae. Gene Ontology annotation, molecular function: 5-oxoprolinase (ATP-hydrolyzing) activity. Gene Ontology annotation, biological process: glutathione metabolic process. Gene Ontology annotation, cellular component: cytosol.